AUGAAAGACUUAAAUGUUUGCAAGGAUUCUAGAUGGGGAAGAUCUUAUGAAAGCUAUAGUGAAGACCCUGAAGUUGUUAGAAAGAUGACUUCCCUGAUAACAGGCUUACAAGGGCAGCCACCCCAAGGACACCCAAAGGGCUAUCCUUUUGUAGGUGGAAGGAACAAUGUUAUUGCAUGUGCCAAGCAUUUUGUUGGCGAUGGUGGAACUGACAAAGGUAUAAAUGAGGGGAAUACCAUAUCAUCAUAUGAAGAUUUGGAGAGGAUCCAUUUGGCGCCAUAUUUGGACUGUAUUUCUCAGGGUGUUUGCACAGUUAUGGCAUCCUAUUCUAGCUUGAACGGAAGAAAAUUACACGCUGACUAUUUUCUUUUAACAGAAAUAUUAAAACAUAAGCUGGGAUUUAAGGGUUUUUUAAUUUCAGACUGGGAAGCACUUGACAGACUUGCUGAUCCAUAUGGGUCAAACUAUCGUAACUGCAUCUUGUCUACUGUCAAUGCAGGAAUAGAUAUGGUUAUGGUUCCUUUUAGAUACCAAUUUUUCUUGAAUGAGUUGAUGUACCUGGUAGAAUCGGGGGCGAUACCAAUGACCAGGGUAGAUGAUGCUGUUGAACGUAUCCUCAGAGUCAAAUUUGUUGCUGGACUUUUUGAGCAUCCCCUGAGUGAUAGAUCUUUGUUAGAUUUAGUUGGUUGCAAGGCGCAUAGGGAACUAGCACGUGAAGCGGUUCGCAAGUCCUUGGUUCUCUUAAAGAAUGGGAAGGAUCCAAAGAAACCAUUUCUUCCUCUGGAUCGAAAUGCUGAAAGAAUUCUUGUUACUGGAACACAUGCUGAUGAUCUUGGGUACCAAUGUGGAGGAUGGACAAUCACUUGGGCAGGAAGUAGUGGCAGAACUACGAUUGGCACAACCAUCUUGGAUGCUGUUAAAGAAGCUGUGGGAGACAAAACGGAAGUCAUAUAUGAACAAAAUCCAUCACCGGAAACCUUUACUGGUCAAGCUUUUUCAUAUGCCAUCGUGGUGGUGGGUGAAGAGCCAUACGCAGAAACGGGUGGCGACAAUCCAGUGCUGACAAUUCCCUUCAAUGGCCCUGAAUUGGUAAGCUUAGUUGCUGACAAAGUUCCCACGCUGAUGAUUCUGAUCUCCGGAAGGCCAUUGGUUCUGGAACCAUCACUAUUGGAAAAAAUAGAUGCUCUGAUUGCUGCUUGGUUGCCAGGCAGUGAAGGAGUUGGAAUUACAGAUGUGAUAUUUGGAGAUUAUGAGUUUCAGGGAAGACUCCCAAUCACUUGGUUUAAAACAGUUAAUCAGCUGCCAAUGCGGGCUGGGGAUAACUCAUUUGACCCUCUAUUUCCCUUUGGAUUUGGAUUAACAAGCAGUAAGAAAGUGUUUUAG
Ilex paraguariensis (yerba mate) is the source of this 1383-nucleotide messenger RNA. NCBI's taxonomy places the organism in Eukaryota, Viridiplantae, Streptophyta, Magnoliopsida, Aquifoliales, Aquifoliaceae. The record is from the annotation of a GenBank genome assembly.